CUCUCCCUCAUUUGAUUACCUUCGUUUCUUUUCUUCCUUCCUUAAGACGAAGACUUGAUUUGAUUGGCUGAAGUUCUCAUUCCCUCAUUAACCAUGGCAUCGAUUAAAACCAUUAAAGUCAGCAAUGUUUCUUUACGAGCUACUGAGCGAGACAUACACGAGUUCUUUUCCUUUUCUGGUGAUAUAGAAUAUGUUGAAAUGCAGAGUGACACUGAGGUGUCUCAAAUUGCCUAUGUUACCUUCAAAGAUUCACAAGGAGCUGAGACUGCUAUUCUUCUUUCGGGAGCUACCAUAGUCGAUCUGUCUGUCAACAUUUCGUUGGCUCCAGAUUACAAGCUGCCUGCAGCUGCUUUUGCGGUGCCUUCGGCUCCUGCAACUUUUGCGCCGCCUCCUCCAACGCAAAACAAAAACACUGCCGGUGCUGAUUCAACUAUUCGAAAGGCAGAGGACGUUGUCACAGGUAUGCUUGCUAAGGGCUUCAUCUUGGGAAAAGAUGCAGUCAACAAGGCAAAGAGCUUCGACGAGAAGCACCGGUUAACAUCAACAGCCUCGGCCAAGGUAGCAUCUUUUGACAAGAAAAUUGGCUUCACUGAGAAGGUAAGCGCAGGCACUAUUGUGGUGAGUGACAAAGUGCGGGAAGUUGAUCAGAAAUUUCAGGUCUCGGAGAAAACGAAAUCAGCUCUUGCUGCUGCCGAGCAAAAGGUCAGCAGUGCGGGAUCUGCCAUAAUGAAGAACAGGUAUGUAUUCACUGGAGCUUCAUGGGUAACCGGUGCUUUCAACAAGGUAGCAAAAGCAGCAGGGGACGUCGGGCAGGAAACAAAGGAAAAAGUGGGAGCAGCUGAGGAAGAACGAAAAAGAAAAGUGGUAGAUGACUUUGCUCAGAUUCAUCUAUCUGAUGAGUCCCCUAAUGCUUCUGAACCAAAUGAACAACAAAAACCCUCCAAGCAUGCACCUGCACAAGGGUUGAUCCUUUGAUAAUGCUCUUGUAUUUCCACCGAGGAAAAUCAAUCCCAUAGCAUUUCAUAUGAUUAAACUAUAUUCUUUGGCAGACUGUUGAGUGAAUUGAACUGAAGUUACAUUGUUGAUGGUGGUUUUCUUAUCUAAUUUUUAUA
Hibiscus syriacus is the source of this 1112-nucleotide messenger RNA. Its product is annotated as binding partner of ACD11 1-like. Bases 94 to 975 code for a protein of 293 amino acids. Gene Ontology annotation, molecular function: RNA binding. The record is from RefSeq and is a predicted model, not a curated record. NCBI's taxonomy places the organism in Eukaryota, Viridiplantae, Streptophyta, Magnoliopsida, Malvales, Malvaceae. The transcript is spliced from 5 exons.